Trematosphaeria pertusa is the source of this 2891-nucleotide messenger RNA. RefSeq lists its product as uncharacterized. The transcript has 6 exons. Gene Ontology annotation, molecular function: RNA binding. Bases 49 to 2478 code for a protein of 809 amino acids. NCBI's taxonomy places the organism in Eukaryota, Fungi, Ascomycota, Dothideomycetes, Pleosporales, Trematosphaeriaceae. The record is from RefSeq and is a predicted model, not a curated record.
CUUUCACACGUCACGCUUCGCGCCCGUCACGGCUCGCCUGCACGCGCAAUGGAGUCGUCGCGCGUCUUUGUGCGCGGCCUGCCGCCCAAGUACACCGACGCAGACGUCCGGAAGCACUUCGCCGCAUUCCCCGUAACCGAUCUCAAGUGGAUACCGCAUCGCAGAAUUGCCUUCAUAGGCUACCGCAGCUCCGAGGAUGCGCUCAAGGCCGUCAAACACUUCAACAAGUCCUUCGUCGGCAUGGCCAAGAUACACGUCGAGAUAGCAAAAUCCUUCACCGACCAAGACCUCCCCACGUCGCGACGACAGCGGAAAGCAGAGCAACGCGCGCCUAGAGAUGACUUCAUCCCGCUGCCGAAGGAAAACGCACUGAAGCGGAAGAGGGACGAGGCAGAGCAGGAUCCGAAGCUCAAGGAGUUCCUCGAUGUAAUGCAACCGCCCUCAAAAACGAAGGUCUGGGCAAACGAGGGGGCACAACUUGGUCCUACGACCGCACUUGCGGUGCAGCCGGUAGAAGAGGUGGCGGUUCCGGACGGCGAGACCGACGACGAAUACCAGGAUAUCACAAAGAAGGCCAAGACUGCGCAGCGGCAGCCGGCACCCGAGGCACGCCCGUCAGCGAAUACCCCAGAAAAGCAAACAGAAGCCGAUGAAGAGAAGGAUGAGGAACAUGGCGUAGAAGAGCACGCGGAAGCGGCGGCGGAGGACCAAGGCCCUGUGUCUGAUGCCGACUGGCUGAGGUCCCGCACAAACCGUGUCCUGGAUCUGGUCGAAGAUGACGAUCCUCCGGGACAAGACCCAAAAGUUGACGAGGAGAUGGAGGACGCCCCGAACGUCGUAGAAGCGCCGCUCGAAGCCCCCAAGACUGCGGAUAGGAAGGCUGCGGACAGCGCACCGUCGGAGGAGGAUAAGAUUCGCCAGACCGGCCGACUCUACCUCCGAAAUCUCCAUUACGAAGUCACCGAGGAUGACAUCCGUGAGCGUUUUGAUAAAUACGGCUCACUAGAAGAGGUGCACAUCCCACAGAAAAAAGCCGACGGCAAGGGCAAAGGCUUUGCGUUCCUGCAGUACGGUGAACCUGAGCACGCGGUCGAGGCAUUUUCGCAAAAUGAUGGGACCAUCUUUCAGGGACGGUUGCUCCAUAUCAUUCCAGCGACUUCAAAACGAGAAACCAUGGAUGACUAUGAAAUUUCGAAACUCCCUUUGAAGAAACAACGCGAAGUGAGAAGGAAGAUGGAAGCUGGGAAGGCCACCUUCAACUGGAACUCGCUGUAUCUCAACGCCGACGCGGUCAUGUCUACUGUGGCGGAUCGCAUGGGGAUCACGAAAGGCGAACUCCUGGAUCCAUCCUCUUCCGACGCCGCUGUCAAGCAAGCUUUAGCGGAAACACAUCUCAUCCAAGAGACCAAAGCCUAUUUCGCUUCACAUGGUGUCGACCUAGAGGCUUUCAAGAGAAGUUCCCGAGGGGACACCGCUCUUCUCGUGAAGAAUCUCCCAGCUUCGACGAUCCCGGGGGAGGUGCGGAAAUUGUUUGAAGAGCAUGGCACCAUCAAGAGAUUCAUCAUGCCUCCAACAGGACUGACCGCCAUUGUGGAAUUCGAUAACUCUACACAGGCGAAGUCAGCGCUCUCGUCGCUGGCCUACCGCAAAAUUCAAGGGUCGAUAUUGUAUCUGGAGAAAGCACCCAAGGACCUGUUCUCUGGCCAACCUACAAUUGCUCUCCAGACGGCAGCCCCAACUAAGCCAGGUGCGAAGAUCUCCGCUCAAGAUCUGUUAGAGGAGUCAACGGCAGAGUCGACUAGCACGGCUACGCUGCAUGUAAAGAAUUUGAAUUUCUCCACGACGACCGCGAAGCUAAACGAGACUUUUGCACCACUCGCUGGGUUCCGAAGCGCAGUUGUGAGGACCAAGGUCGAUCCUAAGCGAGGCGUGCUCUCGAUGGGCUUUGGUUUCCUCGAGUUCGAUGGUGCUGAAGCGGCCGAUGCAGCAUUAAAGGCCAUGCAGGGCUAUAUGCUUGAAGGUCAUUCAUUGAAGAUCCAAGCCUCUCGCAAGGGCGCGGAAGAGCGCGGAAAUGCCGACGCAGCGAAGAAGGCCGCCGGCACCAAGAUUCUCAUCAAGAAUCUGCCUUUCGAAGCCACCAAGAAAGAUGUUCGCGCGUUAUUUAGCCCGUACGGCACCUUGCGUUCUGUUCGGGUCCCUCGCAAAUUUGACUCCAAGUCGCGAGGGUUUGCUUUCGCAGAAUUUGCGACCCAGAGAGAUGCUUCUAACGCCAUGAACGCUCUCUCUAAUACUCAUUUGCUGGGCCGACGUCUUGUGUUAUCCUUCGCCGAGUCCGAGUCGGAGGAUCCGGAGAAGGAGUUGGAGAAGAUGCAGCAGAAGGUUGGGUCACAGGCCAACAAAGUCGCCCUCCAGAAGCUCACGUCAGGCGGGCGCAAAAAGUUUAACGUUGCAGGCACCGACGAUCUAGACGAAGCUUGACCGGCAAGCGUGUCCAGGUAAAAUUCGCGUCGCGACACCAUCGUGUCCCUUGGGCAGCCCCUUGCUGUUCUGACUAAGGACGCGAGGCUGCCAACGCCCACCCUUUCACCUAUAUUAAGACAUUGGCGUCACGCCCCCUUGGCACACGAUCUUACAAUCUCCACUACCCGCGACAGGAGAUUUUGCUGCCUACACGGGACUGAAUCAAGCGCAUGGCCACUACACCGCGUUUGCUGCCUUGCUCCCUAUGUCUUAGACGCGAAAAACAUUCGUCGAUCUCACACGCUCGCAAGCCACGCUUGUAACGUAAUUACUUGUUUACGACUGCUGACAUUCUUCAACCUCAGAGCAUUCCCGUGUCUCGCCUCCCUCGCACAAGAUACGUGAGCGGGCUCGCUCCAAUCGGAUGAUUU